AUGUUUGGAAUUAAAUUAACUAUUGAAUUUGAUGUUGAACUUUAUUUUACACCUAAUAAUAUUUUAUUAUUAUUAGGAUAUUUAAAUGUUAUUGAUACACCAAAAGAUCUUAUUCUUUUGAGAUUAAUAAAUAAAAAAUUUGUUAUUCAACAAAUUACUAAUGGACAUAAUACAUUUCAAUAUCAUUUUACUGAUGAAGUUUCUUUUUCAAAAUAUAAAGUAAGAAUGAAAAAUAUAAUCUUAUUAACUUCGACGACAAAAAAGUCGAGUCUCAGUCAUGAAGAUGAGGACUACCUUAAAGAUUAUAGUUAAAUAUUCUAUGAUUUUAAGUGAGUUAUAUCAAUAAGAAGUGCAUUUUAUAGAUAUUGUUGUUGUUUGUUUCUCGUUGAUCAUUUUCUGCUUUUUUUUUUCAUUCCGAAAUUUCAAAGUCUUUUUGGAUGGAUGAAAAAAAAAGUGUUCUGUGCCCUUAUCUAAUUGAUUACUCAUACAUUUGUUUUAUUAACUAGCUUUUCAAAGCAAACGUUAACAAAUACUUUGGACUUCUAUUUUUAAUAAAGUUAAGAAAAAAAUUCAAUAAGUCUACCCUUAAAAUGAUAGAAUGUUAAUUAGCUAUUAACUGUAAUACCUGCAAAGAUACCCAGGUCAAUGACGCUCGGCAGUAAACGGCCGUUCACCAACUAAAUACGUCAAAAAACGGUAACUUUUUACGCUCGUCGUAAACAGCAGCUGUACACGAUGAUUUACGGCAUAUUACGACAACCGUACACAGUAACCGUAAA
Molecule: messenger RNA, 779 nt
Organism: Rotaria sp. Silwood2
Lineage: Eukaryota; Metazoa; Rotifera; Eurotatoria; Philodinida; Philodinidae
Source: the annotation of a GenBank genome assembly